UCUUAUCAUUUAUUUAGUUUUGGCUUGGAAAUUCAUAUCUGGCACAUAAGAGUAAUGUGAAUGUAUGAAAUAGCGCUAGAUUAGAUCCUUGCUAGUCCUGUAUUUUAUUUGGAUUAUUUAUUUAUUUCUAAUUUUUAAAAAUAUAAACACCAAAACAGCACAACUACUCAAAAAUGUCUGGAAUAGCACUUGGUCGUUUAGGCGAAGAAAGAAAAGCUUGGAGAAAGGAUCACCCAUUUGGUUUUGUUGCUAAACCAACCAAAAAUCCAGAUGGCACAUUAAAUCUUCUAAAUUGGGAAUGUAAAAUCCCAGGCAAAAAAGGGACACCAUGGGAAGGUGGCCUCUAUAUGUUGAGAAUGCUCUUCAAAGAUGAUUAUCCAAGUUCACCACCAAAAUGUAAAUUUGAACCUCCCUUGUUCCAUCCCAAUGUUUACCCAUCUGGUACUGUCUGUCUUUCACUGCUUGAUGAAGAAAAGGAUUGGCGGCCAGCAGUCACAAUCAAACAGAUUCUUUUAGGUAUUCAGGAACUUCUCAAUGAACCCAAUAUAAAAGAUCCAGCACAAGCAGAAGCAUACACUAUUUAUUGCCAAAACAGGGCAGAAUAUGAAAGGCGAGUUAGAGAGCAAGCUUCAAGAUUCAGAGAUCCUACUUACAAAUGAUGACAUUGUAUGACAGAGAUGAUUAAAUUAAUUUUUUUUUUGUCAUCUUCCAGUGUAAAAUGUGCGUAGAGCAAUCUGUACACAUAGACUAUUGUCCAGUGUUUGUGUUGUAUUACUCAGUGUAAAAGACCUGUUUUAGAACUUGAAUCACUGGUUUAUUCUUUAUAUCAUUGUUCUUUAUUUGUUUUUAAAGAUUUGUUGGGCAUUUAUGUCACAUUUGUUUACAGUAAUUAUGAAGCAUUUUAAAAGACGAAUCCUUCGUCCCCUUGAAAUUUGUACUAGUUCCAGACUGAUGUUAGUCCAAUGUAUAUAGAAGAUAUAUAUAUAUACCUACCUACCACUUAACAUUGGGUUCUGCAACAUGAUACUCCAUACACCUAAUAAUAAAUCUUUUGAAUAGAGA
Molecule: messenger RNA, 1062 nt
Organism: Biomphalaria glabrata
Lineage: Eukaryota; Metazoa; Mollusca; Gastropoda; Planorbidae
Product: SUMO-conjugating enzyme UBC9-B
Exons: 7
Coding region: 174-659 (161 amino acids)
Biological process (GO): protein sumoylation
Cellular component (GO): nucleus
Molecular function (GO): SUMO conjugating enzyme activity
Source: RefSeq, a predicted model, not a curated record